AGGCGUUCCUUUAUAGUAGUCCUAUACCCUACACACACACACACACACAAAAUCCAUCGGAGAAAAUGGCGUUGUCGUAUCCACAGCCAGGCUCCCUCACCAUCUGCGAAAUCAAUAGAGACCUCAUUACUGCGGACAACCUGUCCGAUGAUCGGGCCGAAGAAACCUAUGCCAAAAUUCUUGGGACUGUUUUCAGUCCUGUUCCAUUUCAAUACGAGACUCUAUUGACGGUGGAGGAGCAGGAAGUUGCUGCUGCUGCCCAAACUAAAGGUGGAUUGCUGUCGGCUGCACUGCAGGCCGUCUCCACUGCUUCUCUCCGACCCCUUUUCCUCCUUACUCCUGUAAAAUUGUUGCAAGAUGUUGAUCUCUAUGGCCUGAGCUGGCACCAACACAAAAAUAUUUUGGCUUUUGUUUCUGGCCCAAAUCAUGUGACAAUUCGCGAUUAUGAGGAUUCAGAUGGUAAGGAUCCCUGUGUUCUGAUAAAUGAAUCCCAAAAACAAGUUAAAAGUCUUGAGUGGCGGCCUAAUGGUGGGAGGAUGCUUUCUGUGGCAUGCAAGGGUGGGAUCUGCAUUUGGGCUGCUUCAUAUCCUGGUAAUCCAGCUUUGGUUAGAGGUGGAGUUACUUCAAGCACCCUUUCGAGAGGCUCUGGGACUAGAUGGACUCUGGUGGAUUUCCUUCAAAGUCAUGAUGGUGAACAAAUAAGUGCCCUGUCAUGGAGUCCUGAUGGAAGAUAUUUGGCAUCAGCUUCAUUUGAGAAUUCAUCAUUCACCAUUUGGGAUGUUGCUCAAGGGAUGGGCAGACCUAUUCGACGUGGCUUGGGGGGCAUAUCACUGAUUAAGUGGUCUCCUUCUGGAGAUUACUUUAUCGCUGCAAAAUUUGAUGGAACAUUUCAUAUCUGGGAGACUAACACUUGGACAUCAGAACCAUGGUCCUCAACGAAUGGUUUUGUAACGGGAGCAACAUGGGAUCCUGAUGGACGAAUGAUACUCAUCGCUUUCUCUGAGUCUACAACAUUAGGGUCUCUUCACUUUGCAUCAAAGCCUCCAUCCCUUGAUGCACACCUUGUACCUGUAGAGUUGCCAGAGAUUCAGUCCUUGACCAGAAGUAAAGGAAUUGAGAAGAUAGCAUGGGAUGGUUCAGGAGAACGAUUGGCUUUGUCAUACAAAGAUGGGGAUGAUCUGUACAAAGGUCUUGUGGCAAUAUAUGAUGUUAGGAGAACCCCCCUGAUUUCAGCAUCACUAAUUGGAUUUAUUAGAGGCCCUGGCGUUAAUCCCAAGCCAAUUGCACUGUCAUUUCAUGACAAGUUCAAACAAGGGCCCUUGCUAUCUGUGACAUGGAGCAGUGGAAUGUGCUGCACCUACCCACUCAUAUUCCGCACGCACGUUUUACCUUAAACCAAGGUCUGGGCGACUCUGGUCGCCACGGUCGAAGUACCUAUCAUUGUGUCAUUAGACAGCUGCAGUUGUCAUAAAGUUGCUGGUGAAGCAUUGAGUUCAUCUUCGUAGUCUCUCUUGGAGGUCGAAAAAUGAAGUAGGCCGUUUAUGAUGUUGCUUUCAGCCAAGGAAAACACUACAGUCAUCAAUUUUUAUCACUAGUAGGAACAAAGUGAAUAGAGAUGUUGAAAGUGAUGGAAGCUAAAGUGGGCGGGGAGGUUAUGUGCUGUCAACCUCAUCUCUCUUUUGAAACCUUAUUUGUGCAUCUUCAAGUUAAUUAUGCUUCAAGUGAUUGUCAAUGUUCUCGAGUCUGUAGAUUUUUCUGUUCAUUUUUUAGUCAUUUUAUUGUCAUUAGCUAUGAACAUGAAACUGUAGUAUUUAUACAUUUCGAAAAUGCACCUGGAAAAGUGGAAGAGCGCACCUGUCAUUCUGGCAGUGGUUUUUGGAA
This is a messenger RNA of Coffea eugenioides, 1881 nucleotides long. RefSeq names its product aladin. The transcript is spliced from 15 exons. The record is from RefSeq and is a predicted model, not a curated record. Gene Ontology annotation, molecular function: protein binding. Gene Ontology annotation, biological process: nucleocytoplasmic transport. Gene Ontology annotation, cellular component: nuclear pore. Bases 66 to 1394 code for a protein of 442 amino acids. Lineage: Eukaryota; Viridiplantae; Streptophyta; Magnoliopsida; Gentianales; Rubiaceae.